Molecule: messenger RNA, 2924 nt
Organism: Sturnus vulgaris (Common starling)
Lineage: Eukaryota; Metazoa; Chordata; Aves; Passeriformes; Sturnidae
Source: RefSeq, a predicted model, not a curated record
GGAAACAUCCUGUGAGAGCCAGGCAGAACAUGGGCCAGGUGUUUCACUGACCUAGGGAAGAGAGGGCAGCCCCCAAGCGCACCGCGUUUUACAGCCUUGGUGGAAAAUUCCAGCCCUGCAUAAUCUCCUGGGGUUCCUGUAAGAUUGUGACACGGAGAGAGGGACCAAACAGGAAAGAAUUAGAGGAAAAAUGCCUCUCUUCUGGCAGCCACCAUGGCUGUGCCAGGAGUUAGCAGCAGCGAAGCAGCCAGCCCUGCCUCCCCCUCCUCCGGCCGCCUCUAUAAACACGCAGGGCUUACUCAGAAGAUUAGGAGGGAACAGGGCAAAAGACAACAGAGUCUCUUUUGUAAUGAGGAGGGAUUAUGGCAUCAAGUGACCGGCUGCAGCUCCCAAGUGGGUCUCAGGCUCCUUAGCACACCGUGUGGGGCAGGUCCAAUCCCCCUAUGAGCCAAGGGGGCACGAGGAGGCGGGCGGUGGCCCGGGCCACAAAGGACCCAGCGGGGACACGUGCAGGACCAAACCUCCCCAGCCUCCAGCACGGCUCAGGAGCCCAUGACUGAGCUGUGAUGACAGUGACCUACACCAACCGCGUGGCUGAUGCCCGCCUGGGCACCUUCUCCCAGCUCCUGCUCCAGUGGAAAGGCAGCAUCUACAAACUGCUCUACUCCGAGUUCCUGAUCUUCAUCUCGCUCUACUUCACCAUCAGCCUUGUCUACAGGCUGAUCCUGAGCGAGAGCCAAAGGCUGAUGUUCGAGAAGCUGGCUCUGUACUGCAACAGCUACGCCGAGCUAAUCCCCGUGUCCUUCGUGCUGGGUUUCUAUGUGGCCCUGGUGGUGUCCCGCUGGUGGGCUCAGUACGAGAGCAUCCCAUGGCCAGACCGGAUCAUGAACCUGGUGUCCUGCAACGUGGAUGGGGAGGACGAGUACGGGCGGCUCCUGCGCCGCACCCUGAUGCGCUACAGCAACCUGGUCAGCGUGCUGAUCCUGCGCUCCGUCAGCACCGCCGUCUACAAGCGCUUCCCCAGCAUGGAGCACGUCGUCAGGGCAGGCCUCAUGACACCAGAAGAGCACAAGAAGUUUGAGAGCUUGAAUUCCCCCCACAACAAGUUUUGGAUCCCAUGUGUGUGGUUCUCCAACCUGGCCGUGAAGGCAAGGAAUGACGGGAGGAUCCGGGACAGCGUGCUGCUCCAAGGCAUCCUGAAUGAGCUCAACACUUUGCGCAGCCAGUGUGGGAAACUCUAUGGAUACGACUGGAUCAGCAUCCCCCUGGUCUACACCCAGGUGGUGACCGUGGCUGUUUACAGCUUCUUCCUGGCCUGCCUGAUUGGGAGGCAAUUCCUGGAUCCAGAGAAAGCAUAUCCUGGCCACGAGCUGGAUCUCUUCGUGCCUGUCUUUACGUUUUUGCAAUUCUUCUUCUACGCUGGCUGGUUAAAGGUGGCUGAGCAGCUCAUCAACCCUUUUGGGGAGGAUGAUGAUGACUUUGAAGCCAACUGGCUCAUCGACAGGAACCUGCAGGUCUCCCUCAUGGCAGUGGAUGAGAUGCACCAGGAUUUACCCAUUCUGGAGAAGGACCUGUACUGGAACGAGCCCGAUCCCCAGCCACCCUACACUGCAGCCACCGCUGAGUACAAGCGCCCAUCCUUCCUGGGCUCCACUUUUGACAUCAGCAUGCAGAAGGAAGAGAUGGAGUUCCAGCCCCUGGAGCAGAUUAAAGAGAACGAGGAGGCCAACCACUCCACUCCCCUGCUGGGACACCUGGGCCGCCUCCUGGGUGUCCAGUCCCCAAACUUCUCCAGGUCCUCUUCCCGGAUGAACCUGCUGCGCCGGCGAGGAGAUCCCACGUCACCCUUCUCCCAUUACACCUACCAGGACAUGGGGAAGGCUGGAAGCCCUUGUGGCAUCAAUCAGCCAAGGGCAGACUCCCAGGAGCAGUGGGACAGCGAGGAGGGAAAACUGAGGGAGUUUGAUGCUUUCAUGUCCACCCCCUUUUACGAGAGGCCUGGGUUUUACAGCGCUCCACAGACGCCCAUCAGUUCCAUCCCCAUGAUCUUCCCUUCCCGACGCCAAGGGCGCAAGAAGCCCCCGGCGCUCUCCAGCAUCGCGGCGUGCUCCACUUCCCUCCGGGAUGUCAUUGUCAACACCUCCCCUUCCAGAGCCAGCGAUGUGGACAAGAGCCAGAGCUCCCUGGGCUCUGCUGCAAAGGAAACCUUUGUUUGGCCAACAGAGCGGACCAAAGGUCCUGACUUCACAGCUGUGACAGUGGAAGAAGGAAAGAGCAGCUCCAGGGAAGCUGCCACCACGGGAAGUCCAGGAGCACAGUCCACAGCAUCCAACAGCCCCAAAUUCCCCUUCCUACCGGAGCCCCCUGAACACGAGAAGCAAGGCAACUUCAGAAGCCUGAAAAGCUCCAAAGCCUCACGCCCACCCUGGUUAAACCUGGAGAACACAGCCUCAGCCACUCCCAAUUCGGAGCAUUCCAGUGCCUUUCACACCCCCAGUAACAAAACCCCCGGAGGCAGCGCCUCCCUCUGCUUCUCCUUCACUCCCGUAACCUCUCCAGUGCUGGAAAGGUCCCACAAGGGCAACCUGGGUCCUGAGGCUCGCAGCCUGAGCUUGGAAGAUGCAGCCAGCGCUCCAGACCAGCACGCAGAGGGUUCCAGGAACAUGAGAGACACUGGGAAUGGAAACCCUAACCCCCCAGCUCCUAAAGAGCCCAGGAGAGCAGAGAGUCCAUCCCCCAACGACUCUGGAAUCUCCCUAGCCGAGGGUGACUACGUGGGGCUGAUGGAGGUGAUCCUGGAGGCCAGUGAAAGCCCAGGGGAGGAGCCGAUGGAUCAGUACAGCUAAAGGGGGAAUCCAUGGGAUACCUGCCUUAUCUUGGCAGUCACCCAAACUGAGGUGCUGGACAUGUAGCUGGAGCCCAGC